AUGAAUUCAAAUUCAUUGGAGGAAAAAAUAAAUGAUGGAGAAGAAAAUAAUAUGUAUGACUUUGGCAAUUGUGUUGAUCAAAUAACUAAUGAUAAUCAAAAAUUUGUAAUUAAAGUUAAUAUAUCACAUUUUACUCCUGAUGAAAUAAGUGUUAAUAUAAUUGAUGAUUCAAUUGUCAUUGAAGGCUCUCACAAGGAAAAAAAUGACGAUUAUGGAACUAUUCAACGUCAUUUUAUUAGGAAAUAUUCUCUUCCUAAUAAUAUUGAUACAAUGUCAUUCACCACUACUUUUCAAAAUGGGAUUUUGAGUAUUAGUGGCAAAAAAAAAUUGUUAAAUAGUAUUGGAUAA
Strongyloides ratti is the source of this 348-nucleotide messenger RNA. Its product is annotated as Protein lethal(2)essential for life. The transcript is spliced from 2 exons. NCBI's taxonomy places the organism in Eukaryota, Metazoa, Nematoda, Chromadorea, Rhabditida, Strongyloididae. Bases 1 to 348 code for a protein of 115 amino acids. Gene Ontology annotation, molecular function: protein folding chaperone. Gene Ontology annotation, biological process: response to heat; protein refolding. The record is from RefSeq and is a predicted model, not a curated record.